This is a messenger RNA of Elgaria multicarinata webbii, 1269 nucleotides long. It is a transcript of the gene ATG3, whose product is annotated as autophagy related 3. The record is from RefSeq and is a predicted model, not a curated record. Gene Ontology annotation, biological process: autophagosome assembly; nucleophagy; autophagy of mitochondrion. The transcript has 12 exons. Lineage: Eukaryota; Metazoa; Chordata; Lepidosauria; Squamata; Anguidae. Gene Ontology annotation, molecular function: Atg8-family ligase activity. Gene Ontology annotation, cellular component: cytosol; phagophore assembly site. Bases 126 to 1073 code for a protein of 315 amino acids.
GGAUCUCCCGGAAGGAAGAAAUAAAGGACGGACAGAAGGAGCGAGCGGUUGGGUUUGCUGGGGGAUUGGUUGGUGGCGCCGACGGCAGGAGCUCUGCUCCGUCCGGCCGCUCACGACGAGGCAGUAUGCAGAGCGUCAUCAACACGGUGAAAGGAAAGGCGCUGGAGGUGGCCGAAUACCUGACGCCGGUGCUGAAGGAAUCAAAGUUUAAAGAAACUGGAGUUAUCACUCCUGAGGAGUUUGUGGCAGCUGGAGACCAUUUAGUUCACCACUGUCCUACUUGGCAAUGGGCUACAGGAGAAGAAUUAAAGGUCAAGGCUUAUCUCCCAACAGAUAAACAGUUCUUGGUCACUAAAAAUGUGCCGUGCUACAAGCGGUGUAAACAGAUGGAAUAUUCAGAUGAACUGGAAGCCAUUAUAGAAGAAGAUGAUGGAGAUGGAGGAUGGGUAGACACAUUUCACAAUGCAGGUGUUACAGGAGUGACAGAAUCCAUUAAAGAAAUCACAUUGGAGAACAAGGACAAUACAAAGUUACCAGAACGCUCAGGAUCUUGUGAAGAAGAUGAUGAUGAUGAGGAAGGAGAAGCAGCUGAUAUGGAAGAAUAUGAAGAGAGUGGGCUGCUGGAGACAGAUGACGCAACACUGGAUACAAGAAAAAUAGUAGAAGCUGCCAAGGCUAAAGCUGAUGUUGGAGGUGGUGAAGAAGCUAUUCUACAGACUAGGACGUAUGACCUUUACAUCACGUACGACAAAUACUACCAAACACCAAGGCUCUGGUUAUUUGGCUAUGAUGAGCAACGACAGCCGUUAAAUGUAGAGCAUAUGUAUGAAGAUAUUAGUCAAGAUCAUGUCAAAAAGACUGUGACAAUUGAAAACCACCCCCAUCUUCCUCCACCUCCAAUGUGUUCAGUUCACCCAUGCAGGCAUGCAGAAGUGAUGAAGAAAAUAAUUGAAACUGUGGCAGAAGGUGGAGGAGAACUUGGAGUCCAUAUGUAUCUUCUGAUUUUUUUGAAAUUCGUACAAGCAGUCAUUCCAACAAUAGAAUAUGACUACACAAGACACUUUACAAUGUAAUUAGGGGAAAGAAUGUUUACGGUAAUUAUUGAUCCUAAUUUUUAAAAACAAAUAAACCCGUACAUGUGACUGACUUGUUUAUCCACCAUUGUAUACAAUUUCUGUAAUGUACCACUUCUAUCAAGUUUAUGCAUUAAAAUAAAAUUCCACUACCAGCCUUACUUUUUAAUAAAGACCUUUAUGUGUAAAAAAUAAA